Molecule: messenger RNA, 3565 nt
Organism: Nymphalis io (European peacock)
Lineage: Eukaryota; Metazoa; Arthropoda; Insecta; Lepidoptera; Nymphalidae
Product: perilipin-4
Exons: 32
Coding region: 269-3484 (1071 amino acids)
Cellular component (GO): plasma membrane
Source: RefSeq, a predicted model, not a curated record
CGCUACAGCUAGAAUUUUGUAAGUACCAUUCAGUCGGAAACCGAAUAGUGUUCGGUUGAGUUCGGAUUUCAGCAUUUCGCCUUUUCUUGCACUUGCGGUGCGAUUUUGAAGGUUGCGGAUAUUAUUACGGUGAUUUGGUCAUACUACGUACUGUGGAAUAGCGUAGAGUUAAAAUUAGUGCGGCACUGAAUCGUUUUACGUUAAAAAUAAUUUCUCUGUGACUUAUUUCAUCAGAUUAUUUAAUUUGUGGUUUUUAUCAACAGGAAAAAUGUUCAGCGGAAUCGCAGGCGCGUUCCGAAGCAUCGGAGAGAAGACAGCGUCUCUCUUCGAGAGGAAGAAGAAAGAUGCAGAACAAAUCGCUCAGGAAAAAGCCGCAGAAGCCGCCCAUGUUGUUGAAGAACAGGUUAAGAAGGCUGGAGAGCUCGUGAGUGGGGCUGAGAAGACGGCGUCUGAUGCUGCUAACUCCGCUGCAAACGCGAAGCACUCGGCGAUUGAUGUGAUAGAUAAGGAAUUAUCAAAGGUUUCGAUUGCUGCCGGUGAAGCUAAGGAUGCUGCUGACAAAGCCUUAGCCGAUGGGAAGAAGGUUGUCGACACUACUAAAGAUACAAUUUCAACGACAGUAGAUAAUACGAAAAAGGCAGCUGAGUCAGCUAUAAACACGGCUAAAGAUACAUUGUCAAAUGUAGUUCAAAGCACAAUAGAUACUACACAAUCUACCAUAGAAUCUGGAAAGACGUGCGCAGUUAGUGCUAAAGAUUCAGUAGUGAACACUAUUCAGAGCACUGUAGAUACCACACAGAAAUUAGGACAAGCCGCUCUUGAAGGUGGUAAAUCCUACGCUACGAGUGCUAAAGAUUCAGCUGCAGGUGCUAUACAAAAUACAGUAGAUGGCACUAAAAAAUCAGGCCAAACUGCAUUCACAGCUAGCAAAGAUUAUGUUGCGUCUGCGAAAGAUAAAGUAGCUAGUACCAUAGAAAGUACAUUAGACACAUCUAAGAAUACAGCAGAAUCUACUUUAGAUACAAGCAAACAAUAUGCUACUAUUGCAAAAGAAACACUUGUAAGUAAUAUUCAAAGUACGGUAGACACAACACAAAAAGUAACCAAUUCCGCUAUUGAAACAGGCAAAGAUUAUGCAGCAUCUGCAAAAGAUACAGUAUCGAACACUUUAGUAGGUGCACAAAAAAAUGCCGAGUCAGCUUUCGAAACCAACAAAUCUUAUGUCGCUGGAGCAAAAGAUAAAGUAGCAAGUACAUUCGAAAGUACAUUAGAUAUUACAGAAAAAACAGGUCAAUCUGCGCUUGAAACAGGGAAAUCCUAUGCCACAAGCGCAAUAGAUUCUGUUGCAAGUAGUAUACAAAGCACAGUUGACACAACACAAAAAACAGCACAGUCACUUGUUGAACCUGGUAAAACAUACGCUUCUAGUGCUAAAGAUUCUGUUGCUAGUAGUAUACAAAGCACAGUUGACACAACACAAAAAACAGCACAGUCACUUGUUGAACCUGGUAAAACAUACGCUUCUAGUGCUAAAGAUUCUGUUGCUAGUAGUAUUCAAAGCACAGUUGACACAACACAAAAAACAGCACAGUCACUUGUUGAUUCUGGUAAAACAUAUGCUUCUAGUGCUAAAGAUUCUGUUGCUAGUAGUAUUCAAAGCACAGUUGACACAACACAAAAAACAGCACAGUCACUUGUUGAACCUGGUAAAACAUACGCUUCUAGUGCUAAAGAUUCUGUUGCUAGUAGUAUUCAAAGCACAGUUGACACAACACAAAAAACAGCACAGUCACUUGUUGAUUCUGGUAAAACAUAUGCUUCUAGUGCUAAAGAUACUGUAGCAGAUGCGGUUAAUAAUACUGUUGAAGUAACCAAAAAUAUUGCUAAUUCAACAACAAAAACAACUAAAUCGUAUGUGGAUAGCGCUAAAGAUUCAGGCCAAAACUCAUAUCAAUCUGCAUUGGAUUUCUCGACGAGUUACGCAUUUUCUGCUUUACAUAUCGGAAAAUCUUAUCUAGAUAGCACUAAAGAAACAGUAGCAAGUACAUUAGAUAGUACAGUGAAAGCUGUUCACAGUUCUGUUGAAACAGGAAAAUCUUACGUGGAUACUGCCAAAGAUACCGUAGCAAGCACCGUUCAUUCAACUGUUGAUAGUACUAAAACUGUAGCGGCAUCAGCGCUUGAUAAAGGCUCAGCUUUGAUAGAAGGCGUUAAAGAUACAGUAGCCAGUACUGUGAAUACAACAGUAGACACAACAAAAAAUGUAGCCGCAUCCGCUGUAGAUAAGGGAGUUUCACUAGUAGGAACUGUAAAAGGUACAGCUGCAAGUACUGUAGAUGCAACUAAAAAUGUUGCGGCAUCUGUUGUUGAUAAGAGCACAUCACUCAUAGGAAGCGCUAAAGAUAAUCUAGCAAGCACCAUACUCACGACAGUAGAUACCACUAAAAAUGUAGCAGCCACCGCUUUCGAUAAAGGCUCAUCACUAGUAGGAUCAGCCAAAGAUACUGUAGCAAGCACUGUGCAAUCCACUGUCGAUACAACUAAAAACGUUGCAACAUCUGCUGUCGAUAAAGGCGCUUCAUUAGUAGAGGCUGCUAAAGGAACCGUGGCAAGCACAAUUGACACGACGAAAAAUGUCGCAUCAUCCGCAGUAGAUAAAGGUUUUUCUUUAGUUGGCACUGCUAAAGACACCGUAGCGAGCACUGUUAAUACUACUGUAGAGACAACUAAGAGUGUAGCGUCAUCAGCUGUCGAUAAAGGAUCACAUCUUGUAGGAUCUGCUAAAGAUACUGUAGCAAGUACAUUAGAUACAACAAAAAAUGUUGCCUCAACUGCUGUAGACAAAGGCAUAUCGUUUGUCGGUGCCGCUAAAGAUACCGUAUCAAGUACAGUUCAAAAUACAUUAGACUCAACUAAGAGUGUAGCUGGAUCUGUUUAUGAUAAGAGCUCUUCACUUGUGACCGGCGCCAAAGAUAUAUUCACAAGCAAGACCGAAGGUGCAAAAGAUUCUGCCGAAUCGUCAAUAAAUAAUGUUAAGGAAACCGCAGAGAAAUUAGACGACACGAUCAACGCUACGGUAGACACGACGAAGAAGACUGCAGAAGAAGCCAAGGCUCAGGCUUUGAAAGCCGCUGAAGAUGCUAAGGAGAAGGCUAGAUUAGCUGCUGAGGCUGCUAAAGAGGAGGCAAAGAGGGCUGCAAAUGCUGCCGUUGAAGAGUCUAAGAAAGCUGCCGAGAAGGCGGCGGCGGAUGCCAGUAACGCCGUACAUAGCACGGUUGACAACACCUUGAAGAGAGUAGAGGAUGCCGCUGACCAGGGCUUGAAGAACGCGGGACAAGUAGUCGACGCUAAAAUCAAGGACGCCGACAAGUUCUUGAGCGAAAAACGUGACGCGCUGGUAACAAACUUCUCGAGUGCGGCGCACGACGGAGCUGAGGGUGCUGCGGGCUUGCUCAGCAAGGGGCUGGCUGCUUUCCCCAAAUAAACCACCCCACUUAUAUUGUACCAUCUUCACUCGGGAAACUUGCAACUUGUUGUAUUUUAAACAUAAGCAUAAAACUAUUUA